Messenger RNA from Exaiptasia diaphana, 1522 nucleotides. RefSeq lists its product as uncharacterized. Bases 641 to 1174 code for a protein of 177 amino acids. NCBI's taxonomy places the organism in Eukaryota, Metazoa, Cnidaria, Anthozoa, Actiniaria, Aiptasiidae. The record is from RefSeq and is a predicted model, not a curated record. The transcript is spliced from 10 exons.
CUUUCAUUUCAUUCGCGCUUUCUAUAAAUGUCUGAAUGAUGAAGCUCCUUGCCGCCAAUUCGUCCCUGGAUAUAGUGAUGUAAUCUGACAAAGUACGCCAGGAUCAUAUUUUUGAUUUCUGUUUAAUUCAUUCAACAUUAUACCCUGUUUUUCUAUCAGCUUCACUCAUAACCAUAGUAGCCUUAAAAUCGUCAUCUUUUCAUUUUCUCUUGUGAAAUUGUUACCCAUUUGUUUAGCGCCUUUUCRAUAAUCAGCGAAAAUGUAGUUUUUGUACGCAUAUCAAUGAUUGAUCUGGCCAAUAGACUCAUUUACAUACUGAACCUUGACGUCACUCGACAACUAAAAGGAUCUUUACUUAUGCGGCGAAAACUCGACAUUGAUAAAAUUUGAUUACCGCACAUUGGGCCUUCRAAACUAGUUUAGAAAGAAUCGAAAUACUUUUUGCCCACUUUAAGGAGAUYGUUYGRCAGUAUUACKASAUUUUCGCUGGCAAGGAACAAUUGAUGUCAGAGCGGGCUUGGGAGUUUUUACUGUUAGUACAAGGUCGCGAGGAAGUGCCCGUAGUACAGAGGUGUCCGUGAUAAAGAGGAGAAUUGUGAAAAAGUAGAGAAAAAGACUUCAUUGUUCGUUUCAUACAGUAAUGGAUAGCCUUAAAGGAUCACUGAGAAAAGACACUCCUGCUCAUGUACAAAUGCCAAACAAAUUGCAGCAUCAAAUGGAAAAAGUAUCGUUAAACCCAACCAAUGAAGACGUUGAUGAUAUCAACCAGUUACAGGAAAAUAAGGAAAUUAAAAGUACUGUUACUACAAAACGAUCGCGAAAACCCACRCCAGCCCACGUUCAGAACCAACCCUCCAAGAAUAAAAAAGCAACUUCAUUUGACGAGGAUAUCAUAGAGCAGGAGGAGGAAGAUAUUGAAGAAACAGAAACGUUUACAGAGACAUCAAAGACAGAAAACAAGAGAGUUGAGAAUACUACAAGAAUCUAUCGCAAAGACACUCCAGCGGUCGUCAAAACAGAGCAUUUCAAAGAUUGCACGUGGAGUAGUGACAGCAUCAAAGAAGAAGACGACGAAAAUGCCGAGACAGAAGAGGACGCUGAAAAUACACUAACGUGUUACCGACUUCGCAAGCCAUCGAUUCUUCUAUGCAGUCAUCCAUCAUUAGAAAAAUAGAGAAAAGUAAAAUCAUAACCCGGCCUGCCAAACGUGGUUAAAAGAUGAGUACACAUCAUGUCUGCGGAUCUAUGGAAAGUUAGGUUUCGUACAUUGUUUUAGUGCGUUUUCCGCUUUGCGAAGUCCUUUAUKAGUAUAUUYUAYUUUGCAAAGACCUUGAAAAGGGCUGCUUCUGGUAUAGGAACUUAGUAAGAAACGUGAAMAAGGGCGUUUUCUAUUUGUUUAAAACUUUCAGAGAAAUUCCAGAUGAAACGUKAAAUGGUUCGCGUUGAGACGAUCGACUUUCCCGCCUUUUUUUUGUUCUAGCUUCCGGUUGACGCGACGCGGCGUGUACCAUUUGCACUUCCC